AUGUUCGCCUUCUCCAACCUGGUGCAGAAGGCCCAGUCGGCUGCCCAGCAGCUGAUGGACCCCAUGCAGGGCCUCAACCUGACCAACUCGGACAAGAACCCCUCCAAGGCCACUCUCUUCCAGCACCAGUUCCGCCUGCCCAGCACCCAGACGCCCUUGUACGAGAUCCCCGCCGAGCUGACGAUUCCGCCCUCAAAUGCCACCCAGGGCGACAGAGAUCGCGAUCGGGGCUGGCACUAUGCCGGGAAGCUGCACUUGUCCGAGGCUUACAUCUGCUUCUCCACCACCCCUACAAGCUUCAUCAGCUCGGCCAGCACCUCUUCUUCGUCGGCCUUCACGGGCCAGACACACGGCGGCGGCCCUGGUGGUAACGGCUUCACAUUCCCGCUCUGCGCCAUCAGGCGCGUGGAGCGUCUGCACAGCCAGACCUUCCAAUUUGCCCUGGCGAUUACGACAUGGAAUGGCAUCACCCAAGAGGAGGCCAAGGACAAGGAGAAGAGCCAGCUUAGGGAGCAGCGUAUCACAAUUCAGUUGGCAGGCAGUCGCCCCGCCUGCGAGAGGUUCUGUGAUGGCCUGAAGAGGGGCUUGAGAUCCGCCGUCGGCAAUGUGGGCAAGCUGAAGAAGGUCGUUGGCGAGUGCUACUCGGAAUACUUGCUCCGACCCGAGGACAAGAAGAACGCCAACCCCCCUGAUGCCGGUCUAGGCAUGGUGUUCCGAUACCCCGGUGAUCCCAAGAAGCUCCGCGAUAGGGCCAAGAUGAGGUUAUGGGCUGAAUAUCUGCGUGAUAACGGUCGGAAUGCGACCUUGAUUCGCCAGCCUACCUUCCACAAGCUGAUUCGGGUUGGCUUGCCCAACCGCUUGAGAGGCGAAAUGUGGGAGUUGACGUCCGGCUCACUGUACCUGAGACUCGAGAACCCUACACUCUACGCCGACACGCUGGCGAAAUUCUCAGGGAAGGAGAGCCUGGCCAUCGACGAGAUCGAGAAGGAUCUGAACCGAAGCCUGCCUGAGUAUCCUGGAUUUCAGACGGAAGAUGGCAUCGGCCGCCUGCGCCGCGUACUCACUGCUUACAGUUGGGUUAAUCCCGACGUCGGCUAUUGCCAAGCAAUGAACAUUGUGGUCGCCGCACUGCUGAUUUACAUGUCUGAAGCUCAGGCAUUCUUCCUGCUCUCCGCUCUCUGUGAUCGGCUAGUCCCAGGGUAUUACUCAACGACCAUGUACGGCACCUUGUUGGACCAGAAAGUCUUCGAGUCCCUCGUCGAAAAGACGAUGCCGAUACUUUGGGAGCACCUGGUCAAGAGCGAUGUCCAACUUUCGGUUGUUUCCCUCCCCUGGUUUCUCUCCCUAUACAUCAACUCCAUGCCCCUGGUCUUCGCAUUUCGAGUUCUCGAUGUCUUCUUUGUUGAGGGGCCCAAGGUUCUUUUCCAGGUUGGCCUCGCAAUCCUACGCAUCAAUGGCGAGGAGUUGUUAGAUGCAACAGACGACGGCGCCUUCAUUUCGGUCUUGAAGGGGUAUUUUUCGCGUCUGGACGAAUCUGCGCAUCCCAAGUCGGAGAACCCGAAGCUCCGAGCUAUCAAUCGAUUUCAAGAACUCAUGGUAGUCGCCUUCAAGGAGUUUUCGGGCAUCACGCAUAGCAGCAUCCAGGAUCUGAGGCUGAAGAAUAAGGAUGCUGUGCUCAAUAAUAUUGAGAACUUCGCCAAGCGAACUGCCAUUCGCAAUCUUGGGCCGGACAGUAAAUUACUGAGCCCGGACGAGCUUGGUGCUCUGUAUGAUAGGUUCUAUGGAAUUUUGUACGAAAGACAACAACGCGACCACAUCCUGCAAGAAGAGCAGCUCCGCCGGGCGAAGGCGAGCAGGACCAGAGCUUCUGCAGCCUUUUCCGAGCAGCGGGAUCAUGGUGUGGAAAAGGGACGUGUUGGUCUCGGUCCCAGUACCAGCGUGAUGGACUACGACGCAUUCAGGGAAUUCCUUGCUGCCAUGUCCAAGUGGGCCAUCUCCGAUGCACCCAAGACGCCUACCAGGGAUCAGUUCCCUGAGAAGGACCCUGCAUAUUUUGGGAGCUUUAGGAAAUCCAACAGCAACCUCCUCUCGCCGUGGGGCGGCGGCCCGGAGCCUGCAGAUCACGAGUUCAUGCAGAGAUUGUUCAGACGCUGGGACGUUGAUUCAAGCUCGACGUUGACUCUUCAAAAUGUCGUCACAGGCCUUGCACAAAUCAAAGGCAAACGUGAUAUCAUGGGCACGAUUACCUACUUUUUCGAGCUGUACGACGAUGACGGAGACGGGAAAGUCGACCGCGAGGGCAUCUUACGCAUUUCCGAGGCUUUGCUCUUCCUGUCACGGCGUGGUCUGGAAGGAUCUCUCAGUGCAUCCAGCUCCAGCCCGGCUCUAAAUACCCUUGCCGAGGCCGGUGGUCCAGGCAGCCCCCCGAUUGGCGGCACGGUCAGCGAGCGCUUCCUCGGCAGUGUCAGUGCCUUCAUCCGACGCUGCUUUGAGUAUGCUGAUCCAGACCACCCUAUAAACCAAGACGUCUCCGCGAACAAGGCUCAAGAAACGAAGGAUUCAAGCGAUAACCAAGCAGCGGAUAACAGCGCCUUCGCGAUUGGUGAUGAUGAUGAUGAGGAGGAGGACGACGACGAGGACGAUCUCCUAGCUUUUGACGGGCCCGACGAGGCCUCGACAAAGGCCAAGAAGCACAAUCUCCCAUCAAACCCACCAGCUAGUGGGAAUCCCGGCGCCAGCACAGGGAGCAAAGUUACACGCACUGUCUCAAAGGCGCAAUCAGAGAAGGCAAACGCAGCGCUAGACCCUUCCAACCCGUUACAUAUGACAUUGCCGACCUUUAGGAUGGUAGUAUUGGCCGAUGAGCUCCUGGAACAAUUCUUCGAAUCUUCAUUUCCAACUUCGAUACAUCUCAUUGAUGGGCUUCCUGCCUCUGCAUACCAAUCUGUAUCGUCUCUGACCACAUUCUCGAGCUUCAGCCGCGCGACCGCUCCUCCGAUUCCAGUACCCCAGCAGGGCGCCGCUGGUGCGACACGUAGCCUGCGGGGUGUACUAGACAAUAUCGUUACAGACGCAUCGCGAGUUGCGGCAGAGGUCCGUCGCCGUAUGGAGGAAGCCCAGCGCGAGCUGGAAAAGAACGCGCUGCCGGGACCGAGGGAUGAAGAGGAGGAGGAUGACGAUGACUUGCACGAACCAAAGUCGUCCGCUGCCGACCCCGAACGGCGCAGCGUGCGAUCGUCGGACCGGGACCUUCUGGAUGGCGCGGAUGCCGAGGCCGGAGCAGCGAAAGGACAGGAAGGGUCAAGGCAAUCUUUACUUGACACGCAAGAUCCACAAGCGGGCCAAUCGAAGACUGCAAGUCAGGGGAUUGUGGAAUUUGAGGGCUAG
Molecule: messenger RNA, 3387 nt
Organism: Neoarthrinium moseri
Lineage: Eukaryota; Fungi; Ascomycota; Sordariomycetes; Amphisphaeriales; Apiosporaceae
Exons: 2
Coding region: 1-3387 (1128 amino acids)
Source: RefSeq, a predicted model, not a curated record